This is a messenger RNA of Tachysurus fulvidraco (yellow catfish), 586 nucleotides long. RefSeq names its product histone H3. Lineage: Eukaryota; Metazoa; Chordata; Actinopteri; Siluriformes; Bagridae. Bases 129 to 539 code for a protein of 136 amino acids. Gene Ontology annotation, molecular function: structural constituent of chromatin; DNA binding; protein heterodimerization activity. The record is from RefSeq and is a predicted model, not a curated record. Gene Ontology annotation, cellular component: nucleosome. The transcript has a single exon.
AUCCAAUGGCAGACGUGUGCUUUCAAUACGCCCAAUGAGAGCAGGGCGGUGUUAGGGCUUAAAAAGACAGCGUUCGCUAGCGCCGUUUAUUGUGUUUUUUUCCUCCGUGAAGUUCACAGCUCGACGCUAUGGCAAGAACCAAGCAGACCGCCCGUAAGUCCACUGGUGGCAAAGCGCCCAGAAAGCAGCUCGCCACUAAGGCUGCGCGCAAGAGCGCCCCGGCUACCGGCGGCGUGAAAAAGCCUCACCGUUACAGGCCCGGCACCGUGGCUCUGAGGGAGAUCCGCCGUUAUCAGAAGUCUACUGAGCUGCUUAUCCGCAAGCUGCCCUUCCAGCGCCUGGUCAGAGAAAUCGCUCAGGAUUUCAAGACCGACUUGCGUUUCCAGAGCUCGGCCGUCAUGGCCUUGCAGGAGGCUAGCGAGGCAUACCUGGUCGGUCUGUUCGAGGACACCAACCUGUGCGCCAUUCACGCCAAGCGAGUGACCAUCAUGCCUAAGGACAUUCAGUUGGCCCGCCGUAUUCGCGGGGAGCGCGCUUAAACCUCAAUACUCUAUAUUGUACACAAAGGCUCUUUUAAGAGCCACCA